Molecule: messenger RNA, 2082 nt
Organism: Zophobas morio
Lineage: Eukaryota; Metazoa; Arthropoda; Insecta; Coleoptera; Tenebrionidae
Product: lysine-specific demethylase 5C-like
Exons: 18
Coding region: 490-2073 (527 amino acids)
Biological process (GO): chromatin remodeling; regulation of DNA-templated transcription
Cellular component (GO): chromatin; nucleus
Molecular function (GO): histone H3K4me/H3K4me2/H3K4me3 demethylase activity; DNA binding
Source: RefSeq, a predicted model, not a curated record
GCAAAUGCGUAUACAUAGGGGGUUUUUAUAUUCAAAAACACUUAAAGACCUAACCAAGAUAAAUAAAAAAAGUAAUGGAAGAACAUUAUACUAAAAAGCUCAAGUUUUCAUUCCAGCCCCCUCCUGAGGCUUACACUUAUUGCCCCACAGAAGAGGAAUUCCGCGAUCCCCUAGAAUUUGUGAGAGCUAUCAAAUCAUCAGUCCUUUGGGAUAUGCAAAAUCAUUCCCCCUUCCAGCUGGAAACCACAUUUUGCGCUUGAUUCAAAUUCUUUUAAAUUUGACACCAGAAUUCAAGCUUUAGGUGAACUAGGUGUGGACGCCCGUCUUGAAUUACAAUUUUUAGAAAACUUAGAAAAGUACAAUAGUCUUAGAGGAGUACCCUUUACUCGCAGCUGUAAUGUCAGCAAAAAACCUCUUAACUUUUUUCAAUUGUACCGGGAAGUCAAUAAUAAUGGAGGUUUUAGUUCCGUGGUAAAAAAAAAAUUAUGGAUGAGAAUAGGGAAAAAGUUGGGGCUAAAUAAAACUACCUGCACUUCCAUGUCUAAUCAACUUCGUACAGCAUAUGAAAGAUAUAUUCUGCCUUUCGAAAAAUAUAAAAACGCUAUUUGCGAGCUUAAGGAGGAGCAUGAACAUUGCUUAAGCCUUAACAAAAAAAACUUCUCAGUUUACAAGAGGAAUAAACCCGAAAUCCCGGAUGACUGUCUCAGAGAUUGUUCUUUAAAGCGUUCAUCGGAGACUUCACCCGUCACUGUGUGUAAAGAUGAUAUUGAGAAAGAAAAAGUAGACUCCUAUGGAUUCCCCCCCGGAAGUCACUACACACUUACUACUUUCAAAAUUAAAGCGGACAACUUUAAAAAAAACUACUUCGGAACGUUGGCGGUACCUUCCAGCCAAGUAGAGUUGGAGUUUUGGGAUAUAAUAAAGCGGAGAAGAGCCGUUUCUGUAGAAUAUGGAGCCGAUUUGCAAACAUCCAAACUUGGGAGUGGUUUUCCAAGUGCUCGACACAUGACCGACCAUCUAAGUCAUUACGAUGCCUCGCAUGGUUGGAACUUAAACAACUUGCCGUUGCAUAAAAACUGCGUCCUUUCUGGCUUUGGCUCAAAUAUCUCCGGCAUGACGGUGCCGUGGCUGUACGUGGGUAUGUGCUUUGCGACGUUCUGCUGGCACGUUGAGGACCAUUAUACGUACUCUGUCAACUACCUUCACAAAGGCGACAAGAAAAUAUGGUACGGAGUCCCCGGGCAUGAGGGCGGAAACUUUGAGACUGUGGCACGCAAACUUAUGCCUGCUCUAUUCGAAGAGCAACCGGACCUGCUGUGCCAUCUAACAACCAUGAUCCAUCCGAAUGUCUUGAUGCAACAAGGCAUCCCGGUCUACAGGAUUGAGCAAAAUCCAGGAGAGUUUGUAAUUACGUUCCCUAGAGCGUAUCAUGCCGGUUUUAACCAGGGCUUCAACUUUGCAGAGGCGGUCAACUUCACUCCUGCUGACUGGAUUCCUUGGGGAAGGCAAUGUGUCAGUGACUACACAGCCAUUGGAAGGCACCAUGUCUUCUCUCAUGAUGAAAUGCUAUGCUUUAUUGCUUCCAAAGCUGUGGGUCUUACCCCUGAACUUGCAGCCUACGUCGCAGCAGACUUGUACACCUCUAUACAAUUAGAAAAGGAAGCAAGGAAGAAAUUUUUGGCGUACACUAAUUUUCCGCGGGACGCAAAAAUUUUGCAAACAGCUUCAAUAGAAUUUGAGAAAAUUCCUGAUGAAAAGCGAACCUGUAAAUAUUGUAGAUGCACAUGCUUCCUAUCUGCCGUUGUGUGUAUCUCCUGCGACAUCUACGCUGACUGCCACGUUGAAACAAUAUCCUUAUGGCACGCUCAGUCAUUUGCUCGCGAUCGACUUGUAGGAGGCGACUCGCAAGGCGGUUGCCUUUCGCCUUCUUGGAAGCACGUGAGUUGUCUGACGCAUCUGACUGACUUGUGCUCGUGUCCGCUUUCCAUGAAGUUCCUCCUGUACAGAUACACCAUGGAAGAGUUAAACGUGCUAUUAAUUAAUAUAUGCGGACGAAAUAAAGCUAGCGUCUGAGCGGGACAG